Caretta caretta (loggerhead turtle) is the source of this 1740-nucleotide messenger RNA. RefSeq names its product PML-RARA regulated adaptor molecule 1 (gene PRAM1). Gene Ontology annotation, cellular component: plasma membrane. Gene Ontology annotation, molecular function: protein binding. NCBI's taxonomy places the organism in Eukaryota, Metazoa, Chordata, Testudines, Cheloniidae. The record is from RefSeq and is a predicted model, not a curated record. Gene Ontology annotation, biological process: integrin-mediated signaling pathway; protein localization to plasma membrane; T cell receptor signaling pathway.
CUUUGGUUUGAAGAUGCAGUGAAGGCAGAGGGUGAUCAGGCAACAUACAAAUGCUGGAUCCCAACCUCCCACGGGCAAUUCUGCGUGAGGACAUUUGAAUCUACAUGGAGAGAGGGAGAGAAGCAAGCAUGUGGUGACAGAAAAUGGAAGGAGAACGUGUUAAGCACCUACGGGCCAAGUUCCAAGGGAACAGGCAAAAAUUCUCUGAAAUGAGCAACAGGCCAGGGAGUCAGCUUGCAGCCUCACUUGCAAAGGAGGAGACACACGCACUUAAACCUGGAUCUGAGAGGGACCAAUCUACUAAAUUACCCAAAACCAGGAGGAUGGGUUUGAAAAAUGCUCCUUUAUGUCAGGAUGACGUUCCAGGCUUGGGGCCCCUUUGUGAAGACCCAGCAUGGGUGACUAACUCCAAGGAUGGAAAUGCUAUGGAAUCCAGCCUCCACGCAGCCGUUCUGCAAACAGGAAUACGAGAGGCACCCCCUGAACAAAAGGGCACAAGGUGGAAUUCAAACCUUCCUGAGAGAAGCCGGACUCAGCAGACCUGGCCACUGAUCAAACAUGCUAGGAAUCAAGGGGUAAAUGCUGGUGCCCCCCUGGUUCCUGCCAAAGGGACAGCUGUCCCAUCCCUACUGGACUCUCCAAGAAGCAUACCAGAGAAAUGGCAACCUAAGGUUCCUAAGAGAAAGCCGCUGCCACAUGCAACAGCACUGGGAGUCAAGCCAAUGAAACCCCAGCGCCCUCCUGAGGUGGAUCUAGAGGGGUUCUGGAAGGCUGCUGCUAUCAGAACACAUGCUUAUCCUGCACCAGAGCCAGGGAGAGGCAUGAGGCAUGGUCACCUGAAGCCAAAUUCUGCUGGGUCUUCCCCAGUCCGACUUGCACCUCAAGCUGCUUCAUCUCCUCGUGUCCUGAGGUCAGCGGCAGAAGUACUGAGAUGUCACCAAGAGCAGAUAUAUGAUGAUGUGGAAGCAGUUGGGCCAAUUGGCAUAGGGAAAGGACGUCCGUUAUCGUCUGCUUCCCGGCUCCCAGCAAGUCCCCGCUCUGGAACAGGUGCCAAGCUGACCCUUGACAGAUUUCCCCCACCGCCCACUGAGCCCAGAAAAGCCCAGAUUUCAGAGCUAAGCAGGAAACAUGUGAAGAAUCUCAAACAGUGCAAGAAAGAAGAGCAGACGGACAAGGAAUUUCGGAAGAAAUUCAAGUUCGAAGGGGAAAUCCGUGCUCUGACCCGAAUGAUGGUCGAUCCCAACGUUGCUGAGAAGAAAGGGGGAGGGAAGAAUCUGCCGCUCAAACGAGGAGAGAUUCUGGAUGUCAUUCAGUUUACGAGUCCCAAGAGACUACUCUGCCGGAACAACCAGUGGAAGUAUGGCUACGUCCCCAGGGUGACGCUGCUGCAGCUGGACACUGACAUUUACGAUGACGUUGCCUUUUGUGAUGAAAUUAAUUCUUCCACCAAAGUCAGCAAGUGAUUUCACCAGCAGAGGGGGGAGGCUGUGAGGACAGAAACAUGAAAACAUUAAAUGCAAGUUUCCUUCUUCGAAAUGGGAGUUGCCUUCUCCACAGUUAGUGUUCCAAAAGCAACGUGUCCUUUGUAACAUGGCAGGGUGGUUCAUUUUUUAAUAUGUUGGGCUUCUGGAAGGAUUUUGCCCCGCAUUCAGCAAAACUACUCAAAAGUAGGACAGGAACCACAAUAGUGUUCAGAGAAACAGGUUACAAGUGAGCUGCAAAUAAAGAAUCUGCUGUGUG